UGAAUGAAAUCCCUCGCUCUCUCUCGAAAAAGCCAAAAAAAUGGCGGCUUAGUUUUCCCUCCCUUUUCAAAAAUCUCCCCGUACAAAAAGGUUUAACAAAAACCCCAUUUUCAGUUUCCCUCCUUCGUAUUCCCUCUUCGAUUUCUUCUUUUUUUUUUCUUUUCAAAAAUUGAUUUCCUUGUCCUACAAGAUUGAGGAUUCCUAUUGAAGGUAUACAAAUCUCAAUCUCCUCAAGAACAUUUUCCUUUUCCGGUCUCAAAACCCACUGCAAAGUUUAACCGGCUUUCAAUGGAAACCCGACCUUUUUGUUCUAAAACCCUAAGGUCAGAUGCUCCAUCUCCUUCGGAAUCUUUUCUUUCUCAAGAGAAUCUUGAUGGGUUAUCUCCAGUUUUGCCUUCAAUGGCAGAUUCUUUAUCUGGGUCUUCACCGGUUUCGCAGAUGGCCCUUGAUUCUCUUGAUAUCCAAACCUUAAUUGAAGAUGUGAUCGACGAAGGAACUGUAGCCAAUCCUCGUUUGUCUGAGUCACUAUCAACUAAUGAUGUGUUUUCAUUAACUUCUCCACCGCCUUCCCCUUCUUCUACUGAUUCUGAGCCUUCUCCGCCUCUAGCUUUGGUCCCUUAUGAUCCUCAGAAACCUGUAAAUUAUCAAGAAAAGGAAGAAGAUCCUUGCAGAUGGGAUUUUAGUAAUUGUAGUUCUUCUGACAAGGGGAGGAAUAUGGCUUCUGAUCAGUUCUACAGUCGCAGAGAAAACGAAUUCAGAGACCCUGGAUAUGGAUAUUCCGCAUGGGCCCCAUGGUCGUCAAGGCCCUUGUCUCCCCCUAAAGAAGCUUCUCGAAAUGGAAGGGAACCAACUGGUGUGGGUGCAGGGCUGGAAAAUUUGGGUAACACAUGUUUUAUCAAUGCUGUGUUGCAAUGUUUUACUCACACUGUUCCAUUUGUUUUGGGUCUUCGAUCUUUGAAUCAUGAGAAGCCUUGUGCUCGUAGUGUUGAGAGUUUUUGUUUACUUUGUGCUCUUCACGAUCACAUUGAGCUUUCAUUGAAUUCAUCAGGAGGAAUCGUGUCGCCUUCCAAAAUUUUUGACAAUUUGAACUAUAUCUCAUCUUUUCUUUAUAGAUAUGAACAGGAAGAUGCUCAUGAAUUCCUGCAAUGCUUGUUAGAUAGGCUUGGUAGCUGUUGCUCAGACUCAAAGCCCAAGAACAAUUGUUUGUCCUCUUCAGAUGACUGCCUAGUUAAGAAGGUUUUUGGUGGUCGUCUUGUUAGCCAGCUAUGUUGUUGCAAUUGUGGUUACAUUUCUUACUCUUAUGAGCCUUUGAAUGACCUGAGUUUGGAGAUUGAAAAUGUGGACACCCUUCCAAGUGCUUUAGAGUCUUUCACCAAGGUGGAAAAAAUUGAGGAUCAGGGGGCAAAGUUUAGGUGUGAGAAUUGUAAAGAAGAGGUGGCAGUAGAAAAACAGCUUAUGCUGGACCAGGCCCCUUCAGUUGCAACAUUCCACUUGAAGAGAUUUAAGACUGAAAGUGGAUAUGUUGAGAAGAUUGACAAGCAUGUGUUCUUCCCACUGGAGUUGGAUUUGCAGCCUUACACUAUUGUCAAUCAGAGUAGUAAUGAGGAACUGAAGUAUCAAUUAUAUGCAGUUGUGAAGCAUUCUGGAUUUACACCUACUUCUGGACAUUAUGUUUCCUACAUUCGGUCCUCUCCAAAUACAUGGCAUAAGUUGAAUGAUUCAAGGGUUACUAGAGUUGAAGAAGAAGUUGUGCUUUCUCAGGAAGCCUACAUUUUGUUCUAUGCUAGGCAGGGUAUACCUUGGUUUUCAACUGCAAUAGAAGUACAAAAGCCUUGUGCUGACCCCGGUAUAUCUGAUUCUUCACCAAAGUCUGUUCUAGAUAACAUGGAAAUGGAAUGUCCCUCUGAUCUCCAUGUAAAAAGCAGAGCUGAUUGUGGUGCCAAUGAAUCUAAGGAUAUUCCUGCUAGAACGUCAACUCAGUUCUCUGGUGAAACACAACAUGAAGUUGAGGCUGAUAACCUACAUGUUGCUGUUGAGGGGAUUUCUGGAUCGCCUCCUAAUGAAUCAGAAUUUCAUGUAUCAAAGUCCAUUGAUUUCAUAGAUGAUAAUCCUAUGACCAGUGCUUCUAUGCCACCAGGGCCAAGUAGUUGUUCUGAUGGAUUUGAUAAAAAUAUAUCUAAUGUGUCUCAUCAUGGGGAAAACAACUGCAAUCAGGGUGUUGAUGAAGUUCCAAAUAAUAAUAGUCUCCCCUUGAUGCCAUCCAGAUCUCUACGUCUAGAUAAGUGUCAGAGGGACUCUUCAGAAUGUGUUCCGCGUGCUCAUUUGAAAGAUGAGAAUCGUGGCAUUCAUCGAAGAGCAGUCAACAGGACUGCUGUGGAUCAAGGAAGAACUGAAGCAAUGAGAUAUGCCAAAAGGAUGCCUACUGCACGAGGUGCAAAAUUUAUGGCUCUGCUGGCUCCACAAACUGUAGGUAAAAUGAAGAAAAAAGCAGGAUCAUCUCCUUGCAAAAGGGUCAGCCCUCGCUGUAGAAACAACCAUAGUCUUAUGCACCCUGUUCCUGUCUCACGCUGAACAGUUUCUGACCAUUUCUGCUUAACCUAAUUGGUCGGUUCUAGACCAUCAGAGAGCUAAUACCUUUUAUGCACAAUAUUAUAAAGGAGAGAAAAGGAUUGAUCUUCUGCUGGUUUUCUUCGCAUGUCAGAGAAAAUGUAAAGUUUAGGAUUUUGUUUGGGAAGUAAAUAUCUUAUGGUUUUUUAUU
Theobroma cacao (cacao) is the source of this 2758-nucleotide messenger RNA. It is a transcript of the gene UBP21, whose product is annotated as ubiquitin-specific protease 21. Gene Ontology annotation, molecular function: cysteine-type deubiquitinase activity. Gene Ontology annotation, biological process: protein deubiquitination. NCBI's taxonomy places the organism in Eukaryota, Viridiplantae, Streptophyta, Magnoliopsida, Malvales, Malvaceae. The record is from RefSeq and is a predicted model, not a curated record. Gene Ontology annotation, cellular component: cytosol; nucleus.